GUCUCCGUAUCGCAGAACCUAUACUUGGAACAAUAGAGAGAAACAAAAGGAAGUAGAAGAACGGAGAGUGAUAUAUGUAGGACGUCUUGGAGAGGAAGUCACCAAAACUAGUUUACGUAGAAGAUUUGAAGUUUUUGGUACUGUUAUGGACGUUAGCAUACACUUUAGAGAAAAUACUGAUAAUUAUGGUUUUGUCACUUUUGAGAGAAAAGAAGAUGCUUAUAAAGCCGUAGAGCAUGGUAAUGAUAAUCCAUUACUACCUAGAUAUGAUUUAAGUUUUGGAGGACGUAGAGCCUUUUGUAAAACAAGAUACGCCGAUUUAGAACCGAUUUGUCAAACGGACUGUCACUUUUGUGAAAUAAAUUUAUUAAAAAUAGCAGAUGACAAAACGAGAACAUAUAUAAUUAGAAAAAAUUGGUCCGAGUUUGCGACGGUGCACGGCAUAAACAAAACUUUUCAGCUCAACUUGAGAAGAGAGAUACGAAGAUAUAGAAGUUCCUCUUCAAUAUGCUUUUUUAUGCAUCUUGGUACGACAAUUUUCGCUUACGAGUUAUUAUGAAGUAGAAAACUGUUUUUUUUUUUUUUUUUUUUUUUCAAAUGACUUUACAGUAAUGCCUCACUAACGUGCCGAAUUUUUCCCUCGGUAUCUUACCGGGAGUCAGCUCUACCAAUUCCUAGAAGUGUUUUGCCAAGUUUUCGCGCGAAUUGAUGGAGAUGACUACGGCGGUGGUCGAGCCAAUUAGAGAUAA
Molecule: messenger RNA, 749 nt
Organism: Pseudomyrmex gracilis
Lineage: Eukaryota; Metazoa; Arthropoda; Insecta; Hymenoptera; Formicidae
Product: peroxisome proliferator-activated receptor gamma coactivator 1-alpha
Exons: 3
Biological process (GO): positive regulation of transcription by RNA polymerase II
Cellular component (GO): nucleus
Molecular function (GO): RNA binding; transcription factor binding
Source: RefSeq, a predicted model, not a curated record